AUGGCCCGUUUGCAACGAGUCUCAAUAUACUCUUCCAUCCUUAUUUUGAUCUAUCUACUGGUGUUAUUUGAGGCCCUGCCCAUACCGUUCAUUGACGCCAGUGUAGCCCAAGAGAUCCUUCCUGUCAUUCCUUGGUGGCUUCUGGUGUCAUUCGGGUCAUAUUCCCUCUGGAGUCUCGGCUGGGGGGUGUUUACAUUCCGUGACUGUCCUGAAGCCUAUCACGAGUUGCUGCAGGAAAUAAAUGAAGCUAAAAACGAUCUCAGAAGUCGGGCUGUCACCGUCGACUGA
Messenger RNA from Suillus fuscotomentosus, 288 nucleotides. RefSeq names its product dolichol-phosphate mannosyltransferase subunit 3. Lineage: Eukaryota; Fungi; Basidiomycota; Agaricomycetes; Boletales; Suillaceae. The record is from RefSeq and is a predicted model, not a curated record. Gene Ontology annotation, cellular component: endoplasmic reticulum membrane; dolichol-phosphate-mannose synthase complex. Gene Ontology annotation, biological process: GPI anchor biosynthetic process. Bases 1 to 288 code for a protein of 95 amino acids. The transcript is spliced from 3 exons.